Molecule: messenger RNA, 2520 nt
Organism: Lucilia sericata (common green bottle fly)
Lineage: Eukaryota; Metazoa; Arthropoda; Insecta; Diptera; Calliphoridae
Exons: 4
Biological process (GO): G protein-coupled receptor signaling pathway; gamma-aminobutyric acid signaling pathway
Cellular component (GO): membrane; G protein-coupled receptor heterodimeric complex
Molecular function (GO): G protein-coupled GABA receptor activity
Source: RefSeq, a predicted model, not a curated record
GCACGAGUUUAUUUACUGUCAGCUGGGUUCUCGUUGGCCUUCGGUUCAAUGUUUGCCAAAACAUAUCGUGUUCAUCGUAUUUUCACACGCACCGGCAGUGUUUUCAAGGAUAAAAUGCUACAGGAUAUUCAACUUAUUUUAUUGGUGUGCGGCCUGUUGCUGGUCGAUGGUCUUGUUGUCACCUUGUGGGUUGUCACUGAUCCCAUGGAACGGCAUUUGCAUAAUUUAACAUUGGAAAUCAGCAAUAUAGAUCGAAGUGUUGUCUACCAGCCGCAGGUUGAAGUCUGUCGUUCGCAACACACACAAACCUGGCUAGGAGCCUUAUACAGCUAUAAGGGUCUUUUGCUGGUUGUUGGUGUCUAUAUGGCCUGGGAAACACGUCACGUGAAAAUACCAGCUCUCAAUGAUUCACAAUACAUUGGAGUGUCAGUGUACAGUGUUGUCAUAACAAGUGGCAUUGUAGUGGUUUUGGCAAAUCUUAUAUCCGAACGUGUUACAUUGGCUUUCAUAACGAUAACAGCAUUAAUACUCACCUCAACAACAGCCACUUUAUGUUUGCUUUUUAUACCCAAAUUGCAUGACAUAUGGGGGAGAAAUGAUGUUGUUGAUCCAGUUAUCCAUAGCAUGGGUUUAAAAAUGGAGUGUAAUACCCGCAGAUUUGUGUUAGAUGAUCGGCGAGAAUUACAAUAUAGAGUGGAAGUACAAAAUCGGGUAUACAAAAAGGAAAUAGCAAAUUUAGAUGCUGAAAUUAAGAAACUGGAAAAAAUGCUAGAAUCUGGUACAGCUUCAACGACUACUUCAUCGUCUACAUCUAUAUUUGCGGCAUUAAAGCCUGAAGUAACCUUUACCAGCGACACUUUCACCCACCUGCCAGCUCCUAGUCAUGGUAGUAAGUCACGCACACCCAGCAUAUCAGGAAUUUUACCGAAUCUUUUACUCUCGGUACUACCACCCGUAAUACCCAGAGCUAGCUGGCCUUCGGCCGAGUAUAUGCAAAUACCCAUGAGAAAAUCGGUAACAUUUGCCUCUCAACCACACCUUGAAGAUCGUACCAUAGCCGAGUCAUGUUUGCCGGCACAAGAUCUACUAAAUUUGCGUUUAGCCCACCAACAUGCCACCGAAGCGAAAACCGGUUUAAUCAAUAGAUUACGCGGCAUAUUUACACGCACACAAUCUAGUAAUAAGGGUUCUUUAGCUAGUCUAGCAGAUCAGAAAGGCAUUAAGGCUGCUCUGAAAACACACAUGGGUCUUUUCACCCGUCUCAUACCCUCCUCUCAAACAGCCUCCUGUAAUGCCAUUUAUAGUGAACGUAAAUCGGAAGUAGAUUUAUGUCUUCAUCAGACGGGAGACAAUAAUCUAAAACCGCUUAAACGUAAGUCUUUAGCCAAAAGUGGUACACAUUUAGAUGUAACACCCAUAGAUCCUAAUUUUCUACCCAUACCCACCAUAUCAGCUGAGACUAUAGAUAUAGCUCAGCAGUGUCAGACACCCUAUCAACCGCAACACACACAGUCCACCUUUAAUGUACCCAUAAUAGAAGUAGAAAAUAAGUAUAUUUUGGAACCCGAAACUAAAGUUAAUUUUCAAUUACCCGCCAAUCGUAGACCAUCUAUAGCUCAAAUUCAUCCCUCACUAAGGGAAAGAGUAAAAGGUUCGCCUAGAUUUCCUCAUAGGGUACUACCAAUUGCCAGUAGUUUAAGUGCCCUGGAGGAAACCAACGAUCGGGGUACAGCGAAGGGUAGAAUGUCUUUGAAAAGAGCUUCUAUUGUGGGUAAUUGGAAAUCGAUGGAGGUUUCGUCGGGCACUAGACUUUCUUUAACCGAUUCUCACGAUGAUAUGCGCAAAAUGGAAAAUAUAACGGUGGAAAUUAAUAAUAAGGGUAAGGAGGAUAUUAUAACGGUGGAAAUAACGCAUGUUACUGAGGAUUAGGAAAUAUUAAUAUGUUAAUCCUUUUAUUAAAUUUUAUUUUUUUUUAUAUCAAAAAUUCUAAUUUUUCUGAAUUUUGGAUAAGUUACAAAAUAUUGACACUCGUGACUAAUUUAAAAAUAUCUGAGAUUUUAUAUUUAUAAAAUAUAAAUUAAUUUCCAAUUCGAUCCAUUUUUCCAUCUGUCAUAUGUGAAGAAAAAAAUUCUCUUAUUUGCGGAAAUGAGAGCACGAUAGAAAGCAAUCAUGAUUUUACUUUAUAUCUUAUAUAUUUUCGGCAGAGAGCUCUUUUAUUUCUCAAAACUGCUCUUUUAAACCAAAUAUAGGCAAAGUGCUCUCUUAUGAGCUUUCUUACUGUCAUCAAUAGAUGAGUAUAUUUACCAUUUUGUAUCGAUGUUUGCUUUAAAACAAUAAUGGUAAUCUGAGUAUGAGAAUAGUUAUCAUCGAUUAUUUAAAUAAUAAGAAGUCUAAUUUUAAGUGAAUGAUUAACACUAACUAGUGAUAAGCAAACAACUCUCUUCUUAAUUGCAUUGCUCUCUCCCAUCCGAGAGCUUACGUACGUAUAGCAAGCACGGAAAACUGAAGUUUUAAAAUAGU